This is a messenger RNA of Candida tropicalis MYA-3404, 1581 nucleotides long. Its product is annotated as rRNA-processing protein. Lineage: Eukaryota; Fungi; Ascomycota; Pichiomycetes; Serinales; Debaryomycetaceae. Gene Ontology annotation, biological process: maturation of SSU-rRNA from tricistronic rRNA transcript (SSU-rRNA, 5.8S rRNA, LSU-rRNA). The record is from RefSeq and is a predicted model, not a curated record. Gene Ontology annotation, cellular component: nucleolus; nucleus. Bases 1 to 1581 code for a protein of 526 amino acids. The transcript has a single exon.
AUGGCUAAGAAAUCAUUAGCAGAUCAAAUUUCCAGUUUAUACACACCUAAAACAGAUUAUGACAUAGAAGAUCAUGAUUUGGGACAAGCAAAUGGUGACCAUAUUUUUGACCACAAUGAUGGAUCAGAUAUUGGAUCUGAAGAUGAAGAUGAUGACGAAGAGUUGAGAAAAGAACAUUAUGUUGAAACUUCCAAGUCUAAAUUGAGACAGAAUAAUACCAGAGUGAACUUGGGUGAGAAAUAUGUUGGAGAUGUUGUCAGCAGGAAUGAUUUGUAUAAUAAUGAUGAUGAUGCAUCAGAACAAGAAGGUGAAGAAGAGUCAGAGGAAGAAGUAGAAGUAGAAGAAGCCAUCAAUAGUAACGAGGAAGAAGAAGAAAUUUCCGACGUAAGUGAAUCAGAAGAAGAAGGAAAUCAAAGUGAUUCUGACGAAGAAGACGAAGACGAAGAAGAAGACGAAGAGUCUGAGUCAGAAGAAGAAGAAUCAUCAUCAUCACACAAAAGACAAUUAUUAAAACAAUUGAUGUCUAAAGAAAGAUCACAUAUUGUUAAUAGAUUAUCCCAAUCUGCCACUAAUGAUGCAUUAAAAGGAUAUGCUAUUCAACUACAAAACAAAACAUUUGAAAAAAUCAUUGAUGUUAGAUUAAAAUUCCAAAAAUCUGUCACUAGUAGUAAUUUAUUACCUAUUAAUUCAAUCACUUAUGAAGAGGUCAAAUCUGAAGACAGUGAUAAAUUAUUGAAACAAGCUAAAUCUGAAUUAUUUGAGUUAUUAGAUGGUUUAUUUAGUCUUAGAAAUGAACUUGAAGAUAAUGAAGAAAAUAAAAUUACAUCACCUAAAAAGAGAAGUUUCUCCAAAUAUUCAGAAGUUACAACUAAAGCAGAUUCGGAAUUAAAUUCAAAACGUAAUGUUGUUUUAACCAAAUGGUCUGCAAAAGUUUCCAAUUCCUCUGGUAGUAAUGCUAUGAAUGCUAACAAAUUUAGAACCAUUAAUCAAUCAUUUGAACAACAAGUCAACAAUAACUUAUCAGAUAUGGAUAGAUUAAUCAAAAGAACUAAAUUAAACAGAAGAAAUAUAACUCCAAUAGGUUAUAAUCCAGAAGAUCAUCAAAAACAACAAGAAGAAAAAGAUGGAGAUGGCCACGACGACGAUGAAGAUAUUCCUGAAGAAACAAUGAUUCGUAAAAAAGCUCAAGGUUCAGAAAAUCCAUUCAUAUUUGAUGAUGAAGAUUUCUAUAGAGUUUUAUUGAAUGAUUUAGUUGAUAAGAAAGUUCAAUCAAGUGAUCCAACUACAGGUAUAACUAUUAAUUUAAGAUCAGCUCAAAAAGUUAAUAAAUUGAAAAAUAAUGUUGAUACUAAAGCUUCAAAAGGUAGAAAAUUAAGAUAUCAUAUUCAAGAACCAAUUGCAAAUUUUGAAUCUUCUAUUGGAUCUUGGAAAUGGAAUGAUGAUCAGAUAGAUGAAUUUUUUGCUUCUUUAUUAGGUCAAAAAGUUAAUAUGAAUGAAAUUGAUGAAGAUGAUAAUAAUAACGAUGAAGAAAACGAUGAUGAUAUCAUACCAGAAGACAAUGGUAUUCAAUUAUUUGGUUAA